AUGGAAAAUGGCGGGAACAAAGGUCAAGAAAAUGAUCACGCAAAUCUUGCUUGGGGUAUAUGGGGGCUUAAUACUUCAAGAUUUGACUUGGUUAAUAGUAGUAGUAACACUGCUACUGACACAUUCUUCACCACCGCAGCUACUACUGUGGUGGACAACGGCAGCUCCACCCACCCAGAAGCCGCUUCUGCACAUGGGUUCUUGUUUCCUUACCAAAACAGUUGGCUAUACCACCACAACAACAAUAACAGCUAUCAGCAGCUCUCUCUUUAUGCUGGAGACGGGUCCAACUUGCACCCGGACCCACACCUAAUGUGCCUGAAGCUAGGCAAGCGACACUACUUUGAAGAUAGUACUAGUAACAACAAUAUUAACAAUAACAACCACAACCCAGUGAUCAGUGACCGACACGAGAUUGGUGGGUUCUCUACAGGCAAAAAAGGCAAACCCUACUACACCGUUGGUAGUGGUGGGGCUGGUCAAGACGGACCCUCUUCCUCGUCGGUGAAUGUGCCAAGGUGUCAGGUAGAGGGUUGCCAUGCGGUGUUGUUGAAUGCUAAAGAUUAUCACAGAAGGCAUAAAGUUUGUGAAAUGCACUCAAAGGCUCCUAAAGUAAUUGUCCUAGGUUUGGAGCAGCGUUUCUGUCAGCAGUGUAGCAGGUUUCAUGUAGUGUCCGAAUUUGAUGAUGCAAAGAGGAGUUGUAGGAGGAGAUUGGCAGGGCACAAUGAAAGGAGAAGGAAGAGUUCUCAGGAUUCUGUUUCAAGGAAUUCUUCUCAAGACAAGUUGAUAGCUGGGAGAUUUCCAUACAUAGCGUCACCGACAGGAUUUGCUCUCUCUCUUCUGUCAUCAAAGGCUGAUUCUUGGGUUUCUCCAUCUGAUCUCUCCUCAAGAUCAAGUGCUGCGCUACGGGAAUUGAUUGCAGAACACCGUGCAACCAUUCUAGCUAGACAGCUUUUCCUUGAAAAGCACUUGGACCACCAUGCAACGGAAGACCUUGGUGAGUCCCAGCCUGGCUCCAAUUUUUUCAUAACCCAUCAGCAUGAAAUGUUGUCCGAGCAGCACAACUGGGGCCGGUUCAACGACGCCAGCACGCAUGUGACUUUGGACCUCAUGCAGACUCCAAGUUCAGCAUUUGGAUUCUUGUCUGCCAGAGCUAAAAGUAAAGAAGAGGAAGAAGAGUGUUCCGAGUUAUGGAGCACCUUGGAAGGAGCCCAUGUAGUUUAA
Messenger RNA from Dovyalis caffra, 1224 nucleotides. Lineage: Eukaryota; Viridiplantae; Streptophyta; Magnoliopsida; Malpighiales; Salicaceae. The record is from the annotation of a GenBank genome assembly.